Molecule: messenger RNA, 3049 nt
Organism: Gymnodraco acuticeps
Lineage: Eukaryota; Metazoa; Chordata; Actinopteri; Perciformes; Bathydraconidae
Product: homeobox protein Hox-D9b-like
Exons: 2
Coding region: 262-1182 (306 amino acids)
Biological process (GO): anterior/posterior pattern specification; regulation of transcription by RNA polymerase II; embryonic skeletal system morphogenesis
Cellular component (GO): nucleus
Molecular function (GO): DNA-binding transcription factor activity, RNA polymerase II-specific; RNA polymerase II cis-regulatory region sequence-specific DNA binding
Source: RefSeq, a predicted model, not a curated record
AGUCAGGCCAUCUGGCAGCAUGCCGGAGGCUACGAUCACAUUUCUGAGCACAAAAGAACGAUGAGAUUUAUUUCCUAUACUGGGUAAAUACAGUCCAACCAUGUGAUCAGUGGAAUAACCAAUAAGCAGCCGAGGAGAAGGUAAGGGCAGGAAAAAAAAAAUACUACCAUUUUAGGGGAGGAUGUAAGCCCACUAUACCAGCCCCAUCUAACGUUUUACAGUCGCACUUAAGUGUAUUUUUAUUGAAAUAAUAAAAUAAACAUGUCGCUAACGAAUUAUUAUUCCAUGAUGGGGCUCCAGACUGAGGAGCCGUACGGUGCGCAUUUCAUCCCGGGAGGCUUGCAGGGUUCUUCGGUCGGCUGCGGAAAGCCAGCCCGGAGAGGAGCGGAGGAGGAGGAGGAGGAGGGGACCCCCAUCCCGGAUUUUUCACAUUUUUCCAACAAACAGACGGGCUUAAAUGGCUUUUCUCCCUGGGCCAACACCUCCACUUCCUCUGCGCCUUCUUCCCCGCAGCUGCAGUCCAAUCCGGGCCUAUUUCAUCCACAUCCACACCUCCUGAGCCACCACCAUCACCACCACCACCACCCGUGGACGCAGCAGAAUCACGCCGAGCACCUCGCAUCAUCGGCGGCUUCAGAGAGCAGGUUCGUCCGCUGUUGGGAGGGUUCGACCCCGGCUUUGGAGACCCCUUUGUCCCAUGCAUCUGAUGGGUUUUCCGGGUGUGUCCCCGCUCAGGGUGACCUCUCCGAUCCAACACCGACGUAUGCGGCGGUUAAACCGGAGAGUUCACCUCCGUCCGACAGCCCCGAGGAAUCCAGCUUCAACAGCCCGGCUGAGGUGGUCCUAGAGCGGCUUGGCACCGUGGAGGAGCUCGGUAAGAAGACGGAGCCCAAGAAAGAGAACGAGGAGAAGAAAAAAAAUCCUAUGAUAGACCCGGAUAAUCCUGCCGCAAGCUGGAUCUACGCCAAGUCCACCCGGAAGAAGAGGUGUCCGUACAGCAAGUACCAGACCCUGGAGCUGGAGAAGGAGUUCCUGUACAACAUGUACCUGACGCGGGACCGGCGGCUGGAGGUGGCCGCGCUGCUGAACCUGACCGAGAGGCAGGUGAAGAUCUGGUUCCAGAACAGGAGGAUGAAGAUGAAGAAGCUGAUGAUCCGGGAGAGGAGGGGUCCGAACGAGUGACGGGAUACACCGCUUUUGGGAUGUUUUUGGUCCAGGAGAGAUGAGAUGAAAAGAGACGCAGUGCUCCAAGAUGACGAUCUGGAGCUAGAAAACUAACCGAGGUGGAAAAGACUGCAGGGGGGAGACCAGGAUGUGUUGUAACACUUUUGUUUAAAAAGAUAUUCCUUUUGCAACGUCUUUUGGUCUUUUCUUGUUGGAAAUUGAAGAACUUAAACUCUUCCAUCUGCAUGUGACAGCUUACCUUUAACCCGGGGUAAAUAACGCUAACAUUUACAAAAACAUCCAUAAAUCUGAACUUAAAACCAACAUAUUAGAUGAUAUCAAUGACUUCGCUCUUUUGGAGAACACAUCUGGUUUUGAUAAAGCUGUAUAUCUCACAUUUCCAGAACUGAAGCUGAAGCUAAAACUGAAACUGAAGCUACUUACUUCAUAAAUGGUCUGUGCUUUCUGCCAAAAAUGCAAAUUGCAUUUUUUAUGAUUUAAUGCUUAAACUAUUGUCCUCAUAUAAAACUGCUUUCAUUGUGCCAGGCGGGAAUGCACCGCGUCUGUUAAAGACACAAAUAGAGUGUUUAUUUGGCAUUAGGGGGGGGGGGGUACUUUUGGGAAAGGACCCUUAACAAAUAGAAGCCUAACACUUAAUAAUAAUAUGUAAUAAUAGAUACUUAAUUAUAAUAAUAUUAGCCAAAUAUAUUCAGAGUCUGUUUAUGUGGUUAAUAAUCCAAACAACACUUAAUGCAUUUAAUUGAUCCAUUUGUAGGAUUUAGUUUAAAAACUAUAUUUACUUUGCAUGACCCAGUUUGAUUUAACACUCAAAGCACACAUGCACUGUGUCCAGACGUGCUGUUGUUAUUCAGUCUCAUUGCUGAUGGAGAUAUAAUCCUUACAGAAUUUUUACAUAUCAAUUAACUAAAAACCAAAUGUACCUUUUUGUGAAUGUGAAAUGCUUUUCCCCGUGAAAUCAACAAGUCAAAUGUGUGUCAGAAGAAAAGUGAAAAAACUCAAGUAGAGUGGAUGUUCUUUUUUGAGGCAGUGUUGGAAGAAGUACUCAGAUCCUUUACUUAAGUACAAAUACAACACCGCUGCUUAAGUAGAAAAAAUAAAAACACUACAACAAAUAAAUGAAUGCAGAUUUAAAUGUCCUUUCUAGAUAUCUGAGUUUGCACUCCUGAUGCUCUAUUGGUUUUAGAUCCUAUACCCAAUGCAUUUAAAUGACCUCUUAACCUUUGAGGGCAUUAACCUGCUAAAUAUUAGGACGUUUUAGUGUCAAUCAUGAUGAGGUGUAGGGUUAGGGUUAGGUGCUUUUUUCUAUCCAAAACUUUAAAGAUGUUAUUGCAUACAGCUCGUAUCUUUGGUUGUACUUUCAUACCCGAGAAAAGUCAUAAAUACACUCAUUUGCAUAAAAUCCACAAAAUCCAUUGUGUGUAACCCGUGGAAUUAAUGGAGUUACGUGAAACCAAAAGCCAAUGUUGGCUUAUUUUAACAGAUAUGUAACAAAUGACUUAUUUUAACUCAAACCUCAAACCUUUUCUUAAACAAGUUUCCUGCAAAAGUGCAAUGAGGCUUUGUGUUGCUGGAUAUUUAAAGGAAAAUGCAUGAAAAACAUCUGAAUAACUUUCCAUAAGCUUCCGUUUUAUCAUACUUUUUAUACUUGAAAACAAAAGUAUAUAGUUUGCAGCAUUUUAAUUAUAAAAACAAACUAUGUAAUGGUCUACAAGAAAGACUUAAAUGCUUAUGUAAUACACAUUUCAGGUGUGUCCAAUGGGGUUUUCUCUGUGUUACAACCGUCCCCGUCUCCCCUGAUUUUAACAUUUUGCUCUUUAAAAAAAGUUUACGAUUUUUUUCUUCUUUUAUAAACUGUGCAUGUAUA